CGUCACUCUUAGUUUUGUGUUUGGUGCUUGUGACUUAGCGUUUGUGUUGAUUUUAUUUUUGUUUUUCAUUAUUUUCAAACUACAUACUAAUGGUUUGGUACGUUAUCACACAUUAGGAUGACAAUGGAAAGAAGAAUUAAACUAAAAACAUUAAACAGUCAUAUAACGUGUAAGAUUUGCCGCGGUUACUUCAUUGACGCGACUACAGUUACUGAGUGUCUUCAUACGUUCUGCAAGAGCUGCCUUGUGAAGCACUUGGAGGAAAACAACACAUGUCCAACAUGCAACAUAGUGAUACACCAGUCACACCCGCUACAAUACAUAAGCUUCGACAGGACGAUGCAGGAUAUUGUGUACAAGUUAGUGCCGGACCUGCAGGACAAUGAAAUAAAGCGUGAGCGCGAUUUCUAUCGCGCCCGCGGGUUACCGUGUCCAAAGGAUGCUGCGCUCGCCGCAGAUAAACCCGGCGCUGGGGACGAGCCAGAGCAACAGGACAAUAGCGACUGUCAUAGGAAGGAUGAACAGGUGAAUGUGUGCUUGGAAUGCAUAUCGACGUCGCUUAGAACGCUGAAGCGUAGUUUCAUAAGGUGCUCAGCCCAGGCUACCAUCACGCACCUCAAGAAGUUCGUAGCUAAGAAAGUGUUGAAUGGAAUAGAGAAAUAUAGAGAAAUUGAUAUUUUAUGCAAUGACGAAUUACUAGGCAAGGAUCAUACAUUGAAAUUCGUUUAUGUGACGCGAUGGAGAUUCCGGGACCCCCCACUACGACUGCAGUAUAGACCCAAGAUUGACAUUUAAUUUAUUAUUCUUGUGAUUAAAGAUGAAUAAUUGCUCGAAUUACUAGUUCUGUCAUGCGGCUUUGUCCGUCCCAGGUGAAAUAUGUAUAAUCUAUAUGCAUAUCAAAUAUCACCCGAUUCAGUUUAGUGGUUUUUGAGUACAAGAACCACAAAUGUAACUUGUAUCCAUGUAGAUUUAUAUUUGUAAUGUUUUUAAAUUUAGUAGAAUGACAAUAAUGCAUUAAAAUUCGAAUCCAUAUUAAUUUUUUAAAAACAUUAAAAAACAACUUAUUUAAGAAUAAAGUUAUGUUGCUUUCUAUUGAGGUGAUAAUGGGACCAGAUGGUAGUUAUGUUAUCACGAAAUUAUUUAAUGCAGUAUUUCUUGUAAGCGUAAAGGAAUUUGUAUUACAACGAUUCAAUUAUGUGUAACGGUUCAAUUGUCAUAUAAAAUAUACGUUCAUAUUAUUAGUUGACGGCGCGUUUGUAAAGAGUAAACUUCAAACGAUUGAUGCGUUGCUGUAGUGUCUACUGCCAUCUCUUUGUAAUGGCUUAACUUAACAGAGGUACUGCGCUGAUGUUCAGCGUAAAUGGGUGAAUCAGGACUCGAAUUAAAGACAAUUGGACAGAUAUUAAAGUGUACAUUUAUGAUUUAACAUUAAUUAUAAUCGGUAAGGCCAUAAACAAGAAGAAGGCGUAAUAUUUUGAACUGGGUAUGUGUCAAGUGUCAAUUACAACUGACACUUGACAGACACCGUUAACCCUUGUCAUACGCGUCGUCAUUUGAUGAUUAUUUUAUAUAACUUUGAUUUAUUAGAAGAAAUGGCUAACUAUGUUUUACUAAGAUUCGUAAAUGAGAAAAUAACUCAUUAUUCUUCAUCUUUAAUCAUAUAGAUAUAAUCUCAGCUGUAAGAUUCUGCUUAUAGGUAUCAAGUAUUAUAAAAUUUAUUUGGAACAUUUGGUUGUUAGUGACAUGGCUGCCAAUUUAUGAAAGAACGCGUAUACUCACAAUUUUACGGGUUAAGGUUUCCUUUUAAAUAGGUGUAUAUUUGUUUAAAAUUACCACUUUACAAAAAUAAUUGACCAAAACUUAUAAUUUUGUUUGUGUAUUUAUAAUUCUGCUUAGUGAUGACAGAAAUAUUUUUGACCCUAUUUUUUUUUUUUUAAUCUGAAUAACCAUCGCUUGUGAAUGAAAUAAAAAUUUUAAAUUAAUUUGACAGCAUUAGCGAAAUAGCGAGCGAUUUUUGUUUAAUUUAGCGGAAUUUUGAGUUAAUUUAGCGGAAUGUCACAUAGAUCUUAAUUUUUAGUUAAUUUUUAAUGUAAUAAUAGUUCAAUGUCCAUUCAGAAGAUAAAUGUCUGUAUAUUUAUAAUACAUUCUUAUGAAAUAUAGUGCUCACGGUUUCAGUGAAAUUAUAAGAUCACUUUUACCGUAUGCUUCUAUUCUAGUAUAUAAGAAUAUUUUGUACUCUAAUAGAUAGAUAACUUUAUUUUCUUUUAUUCACUUUAAAUAAUCUUCUUUGUUCUUUUUCCUCAUUUUCAUUAA
This is a messenger RNA of Zerene cesonia (dogface butterfly), 2313 nucleotides long. It is a transcript of the gene l(3)73Ah, whose product is annotated as polycomb group RING finger protein 3. Gene Ontology annotation, biological process: regulation of transcription by RNA polymerase II. Bases 118 to 795 code for a protein of 225 amino acids. Gene Ontology annotation, cellular component: PRC1 complex. The record is from RefSeq and is a predicted model, not a curated record. NCBI's taxonomy places the organism in Eukaryota, Metazoa, Arthropoda, Insecta, Lepidoptera, Pieridae. The transcript is spliced from 5 exons.